CACCUAAGCCUACGGGUCAGUUAAAAGAAUUCACGACGUGUAGAAAAAAAUAUAUAUAACUACUAUACAAAACAACUAACAAAAAAGCAUCGAAAUGCGAAACAACAUUUUGCUUUUAGUGUUUAGCUUGAUAUUUUGUGUUAUUCACACUUUCGCGGGUAAAACCGAAUGUCCGCGUAUUAAACUGAAACGUCAGUGGGGCGGCAAACCGGCUAAAGCGCUCACUUAUCAAGUGCGUCCAAUACGUUAUGUUAUCAUUCAUCAUACCGUCUCUGGUGAGUGUAGUGAGUUUUUGAGAUGUGCAUCGAUUCUGCAGAAUACCCAAACCUAUCAUAUGAAUGACUUGGAUUAUGAUGACAUCGGGUUUAAUUUUCUCAUCGGCAAUGAUGGCAUUGUUUAUGAGGGUACUGGUUGGGGCGUGCGUGGCGCACAUACUUAUGGCUAUAAUAUGAAUGGUACCGGCAUUGCUUUCAUUGGGAAUUAUUCAGAGAAAUUGCCGUCGCGCUCUGCCUUAACGGCGGCUAAAAAGCUUCUGGCUUGUGGUGUGAAGGAAGGUGAAUUGGAUCGUAAUUAUAUACUCUUAGCUGGUUCGCAAGUUUCCAGCACUCAGAGUCCAGGCUUGAUUUUAUAUAAUGAAAUACAAGAUUGGGAUCACUGGUCCUUAGUUCCGUAAUUGUAUUACAAUUCGAAAUUCAUACAUAUUUUAAUAAUUCGUAAUAUUCUAAAUCCUUAUGCAUAUGUGGAUAUUAAAAAUAUAUAAAAAUGAUCUUUUAUGUGAUUUGUUGCAGAAUACUAAUUACUUAUUUGCUCCUGCUAUAUCCGCUUGAACAAAAUAAAAUAAAAUAUU
This is a messenger RNA of Bactrocera latifrons, 847 nucleotides long. It is a transcript of the gene PGRP-SA, whose product is annotated as peptidoglycan-recognition protein SA. The record is from RefSeq and is a predicted model, not a curated record. Lineage: Eukaryota; Metazoa; Arthropoda; Insecta; Diptera; Tephritidae. The transcript has 3 exons. Gene Ontology annotation, biological process: innate immune response; peptidoglycan catabolic process. Gene Ontology annotation, molecular function: peptidoglycan binding; N-acetylmuramoyl-L-alanine amidase activity; zinc ion binding. The coding region runs from base 95 to 673 and encodes 192 amino acids.